This is a messenger RNA of Pteropus alecto (black flying fox), 2286 nucleotides long. RefSeq names its product DNA fragmentation factor subunit beta (gene DFFB). Bases 92 to 1117 code for a protein of 341 amino acids. The record is from RefSeq and is a predicted model, not a curated record. The transcript has 7 exons. Gene Ontology annotation, cellular component: cytoplasm; nucleus. Gene Ontology annotation, biological process: apoptotic process; apoptotic DNA fragmentation. Lineage: Eukaryota; Metazoa; Chordata; Mammalia; Chiroptera; Pteropodidae. Gene Ontology annotation, molecular function: DNA endonuclease activity.
UCCCGCCGGAGCCGGUCCCCGCAGCCGGGGUGAGGACGCGCCUGAGCGGCCCGCCAAGCAGGUGCGGCCGGAGGCGCCGAAGGCCCUGAGGAUGUCUGCGGUGUCCCGGAGGCCCAAGACGUUCAAGCUGCGCGCCCUGCACAGCCAGAAGAAGUUUGGGGUGGCGGGGAGGAGCUGCCAGGAGGUGCUGCGGAAGGGGUGCCUCCUCUUGCAGCUGCCUGUUCCUGGCUCCCGCCUGUGCCUCUACGAAGAUGGCACGGAGCUGACUGGAGAUUACUUCUGGAGCGUCCCUGACAACACGGAGCUUGUGCUGCUCACCAAGGGCCAGAGCUGGCAGGGCUAUGUGAGUGACAUCAGCAGCUUCCUCAGCGUGUUCCACAAGCCGCAUGCGGGGCUCAUCCAGGCGGCCCGGCAGCUGCUCUCGGACGAGCGGGCCCCACUGAGGCAGAAGCUCCUGGCCGACCUGCUGCACACGGUCAGCGAGAACAGCAGCGCCGAGACCAGGGCCGAGGACCCGCCUUGGUUCGAAGGUCUGGAGUCCCGGUUUAGGAGCAAGUCCGGCUACCUGAGAUACAGCUGCGAGAGCCGGAUCCGGAGCUACCUGCGGGAGGUGAGCUGUCACGCCCCCGCGGUGGGCGCAGAGGCCCGGGAGGAGUACGUGCGGGUCGUGGACGCCAUGGGCCAGAAGCUCAGAGCUGCACAGUACAACGGCGGCUACUUCGACAGGGGCGCGAGGGCGGGCGGCCGGCUCUGCACGCCGGAGGGCUGGUUCUCCUGCCAGGGUCCUUUCGACAUGGAUGACUGUGUCUCCAAACACUCCAUCAACCCCUACGGGAACCGGGAGAGCCGCGUCCUCUUCAGCACCUGGAACCUGGACCACGUAAUAGAAAAGAAACGCACCAUUGUCCCCACACUGGCCGAAGCGAUUGAAGAUCGAAGUGGAAGAGAAAUAGACUGGGAGUAUUUUUACAGCCUGCUUUUUACCUCAGAGAAUCUAAAGUUAGUUCACAUUGCCUGCCACAAGAAGACCACCCACAGACUCAGCUGUGACCCGAGCAGAAUCUACAAGCGCCCGACGAAGCCGAGGGGGAAGCGGGCCACCCGCAAGCGCCCGUGACCGGCGCGCGUUCCCCGCCCUGUGCCACGCCUGGCGACGUGCAGGGUUUUAACAGGUGCUAUUUUUUUAUUUUUUUAAAUUUUUUUUCACUCCAGUUGUUCCUGAAAAAAACUUAAUAAGAAUCUUCCUACGAGUUUCUGAUUUCAGUACAUUUCUGAAUCUGUUUUCUACACCCGCGAGACCACGGCGGAGGACAAGUUCGGAGCACGGCCAGGACGUCGGGGGUCAUGGCGUCCGGUCGGCAGAGAUCAGGGCCCGCGUGUCCCCCGAGUGGACCUGUUUGCUAUGCUCCUGUAGCACAGCCUCCGUGCUGACCAGCGUAGUGACCAAAGCUGGCCACUCAUUCGAGGGAAGGGUGUGUGUCUGUGCCUCCCCGCUGGGUCCCCAGGCAGGUGGGAGGCUCCACCCUCUAGAUUCUUCUAAAUGCUCUGAAAAGGGCUGUGACCCAUUUGGGGUAAAAUGUUUACACUCCAUAAAGAACACACAAGGAUACUCGCUGCUCUACUGUUUAUAAUGGUGAAAAGGGGGAACCCUCCACGAAGAGGGGCGGACGGUGGCAUCAUGUUGAACCCUAUGAAAUUGCUGGUUUUGUAGGCCAAAAAUGGUCAGAUAUCAUUCAUUUCAUAAGUUGACCUAAUACAUCUACGCAGUGCAAACCCGUGUACCAGUUUUAAGCAUUUAUGUAUGGAAUGGGAAGCUGUCUGUUAAAUGCACAAGUGGCUUAACUCUGCAGAGUAUGACCCUUUACGAAUGUGCCACACACGUUAGGAGACACGCACCCGUGAACAGCAGUGAUCCUGGGGACAGGGUGGGGUGUGCCUGGAUUGCAGAGGACCGGUUUUCCAGAUCCUGCAUUUUAUAACACAGCCGGCCUCGCUCCCGGGUUUCACACCCACGGCUGGUAAUGGGUGUGGCGAGCUGGCUGCAUGCGCUGCUCCUGGCCAUUUCCUCCCUGGGACUUGGGCACCCUUGGAUUUUGGUUUGGUGGGGGGCGGGGGGGGGGCGAUCCUGGAACCAAACCCCCGAGAACACCGAGGAACCACUAUACUUGAAGAGUUUGAAAUGCACAUUUCAUAAUUUUAAAAAUUGACUUUUUAUGUUUUGUAACAUUUGAAUUUUCACAUUAUAUAAUCAGAAAAAGCAAUAAAGACUUUUUAUAGAUAUCGAGA